AGAAAUGUCAAAUUAAUUUCCAAUCCAAGUCUUUGUUGUGAUUCACAGUUUUUUGUCCCAAAUUUACCUGAGUUUUUAGUUUUAUCAACCCAUUUUUUAAUGGAAAACAAGUUGAAAUUGUUGUUCAAAACGUUUGCUUUAUUUAAAGCGCAUUCAGGUGGAUCGCUUGCGAGUGCCCUUGCGUAACGCCCCCACAAGAGUGGAGAUAGUGGGCCAGUUGCUGACCUUGGAAUCUGUACUAUUAGAAUCAUUCUCGAUAAAGCCUUCAGGAAAAUGUCCAACUACGAGCUGCACGCGAGCGAAACCAGCAUCUCGAUCCCGCGGGUCAUCACCGUCGACGGGGUCAACUACUACGAGGUGAUGGUCAAGUGCGGCCUGGUCAUGUGGACCGUGAACCGGCGGUACCGAGACUUUGACGACCUGCACAGCAAGCUGGUCCAGGAGCGAAGCGUUGCCAAGGACAAGCUGCCACCGAAGAAGGUGAUCGGAAAUCGGAGCCCAACCUUCCUGAAGAAGCGCCAAGAAGCGCUGGAGCAGUACUUGAAGGAGAUGCUGAUUUUCUUGAAGGUGACCAUGCCGCGGGAGUUUGUGGAAUUUCUCGAGUUCCACCGGUACGACAUCAUCUUUCUGGCGCAGAACCUGGCCUGUUCGUUUUUCCUGCGCGGCGAAACCUUCCUGGCCAAGUCGAAAAAGUACGGCUUUUCCGUGCUGGAGCUGCACGCCAUCAGCGAGCGGCUAAAGUUGCCCUGCCCGGCGACCGAAGCCGCCGACAGCGCGUUGAACUUUUCCCACAUUAUGGACUUUUGCUCCCAGCUGGAGACGGUCAUCGUGCUGCCGACGAAGAACAGUCUGCCGAUGAUUCUGUACGACGACGAUUCGGAAAAGUACAUUCCGCACGCGCUGCAUAAACCGAUAGCAAGCAGCAAUCUGAUUCCUUCGCAGCUGCGUUACGAGCUGAGCGUGUUCAAGGGCUUGAAAAAUCUGCUCAUUUAUGGCAUUUCGACCGAGAACAUAGAGAAUGUUGGUGGCCUCUGCGAGAGCCUGGUCCGCAUCGAGGUGUAUAAAAGUGAAAUCAAACACAUCCGCCAGAUCGCGCUGUGCGACGACAUCCACAAAAACACCGUCACCGAGCUGGACCGGUCGAAGGAGUGGCGCAAUUUGCGGCACGCCGUUUUCAAGGAAAAUCAGCUGACGGAAAUCGACUUUACGAUCCGACUGUUUCCGAAUCUCAAAGACCUGGUGCUGGACAAGAAUCAGAUCGAGUGCAUUGCCAACCUGAGCGCGCUGAACAAUCUGCAAGCGCUGAGUCUGCGAUGCAACCGGAUAAGCGAGUGCGUCGAUUGGCACCUGCAGCUGGGCAAUUUGGUCAGCUUGAAUUUGUCCCAGAACCGGAUUCGACUGCUCGAAGGGUUGUCCAAGCUGUACUCGCUGGUGAACCUGGAUCUGAGCUGCAACCAGAUUGAACAAAUCAGCGAAAUCGACCACAUUGGAAACCUUCCCCUGCUGGAAAAUCUCCGCCUGAUGGGAAAUCCCGUCGCCGGAAGUGUCGAUUAUCGCGCUCGGGUCCUGUCCCGCUUCGGAGACCGGCUCCAGGAAAUUUAUCUGGACAACGAAAAGGGCAACCAGACGGAGUACGACACGGCGCUGGUGCUGUCGGCGUUGCGCAUUUCGGCGCAAGCCUCGCAACGUAAGCUGCACAGUUUACUGCUUCCGGAUGAGGAGGAGCAGCAGCAGGCGGUGGCCGGAACGAGCAACGGGACCAGAUAACGACCAGUUUUGCUGUGCUGAGCUGUGUCGUGUUACAGAUGAACGUUUUUAUUUUUUUAUUUAAUCUCUAAUGUCGUGUCUAUUUUUAUUGGUUAUGAUAUUCGCUAAGUUAAGUGUAUGUUUUACAUUCUGAUAGUGCAAUUUACUCGAUAGUAUAUCAACAUUUAAAGAUGUUUUGCCCCUUCCAUUUGAAAUGGUAUUGUUUUAUUGUAUGCUCAUUGAAAACAUUUGUGUAAAUAAAAUAUUACGUUUAUUUUAUGUAGCCUAA
Messenger RNA from Culex pipiens pallens (northern house mosquito), 2035 nucleotides. RefSeq names its product nischarin. The transcript has 3 exons. The coding region runs from base 274 to 1767 and encodes 497 amino acids. Lineage: Eukaryota; Metazoa; Arthropoda; Insecta; Diptera; Culicidae. Gene Ontology annotation, molecular function: protein kinase binding; integrin binding; phosphatidylinositol binding. Gene Ontology annotation, cellular component: cytoplasm. The record is from RefSeq and is a predicted model, not a curated record.